Orycteropus afer afer is the source of this 1085-nucleotide messenger RNA. It is a transcript of the gene BMERB1, whose product is annotated as bMERB domain containing 1. Gene Ontology annotation, cellular component: microtubule cytoskeleton. The record is from RefSeq and is a predicted model, not a curated record. NCBI's taxonomy places the organism in Eukaryota, Metazoa, Chordata, Mammalia, Tubulidentata, Orycteropodidae. Gene Ontology annotation, biological process: negative regulation of microtubule depolymerization.
AUGGAUGACAUCCAGCUCUGCAAGGACAUCAUGGACCUGAAGCAGGAGCUGCAGAACUUGGUUGCCAUCCCAGAAAAAGAAAAAACUAAGUUGCAGAAGCAGAGAGAAGACGAGCUAAUCCAGAAGAUCCACAAACUGGUGCAGAAGAGAGACUUCCUGGUGGAUGAUGCGGAGGUCGAGCGAUUAAGGGAACAAGAAGAAGACAAGGAAAUGGCUGAUUUCCUGAGAAUCAAGUUAAAACCUCUAGACAAAGUAACCAAAUCUCCAGCCAGCUCCCGGGCAGAGAAGAAAGCAGAGCCCCCACCUAGCAAGCCCACAGUGGCCAAGACGGGGCUGGCGCUCAUCAAGGAUUGCUGUGGGGCCACCCAGUGCAACAUCAUGUAGCCCCCAUGUGGGGUGCCCCCAGGGCCGUGGGGACCUCCUCCCACCCUCUUGUCUUCAUAGCCCCCACUUCAUCGGGGCCCAAGAGCUCUCCAAGGCAGAAGGGGUUGAAGGCAAGCCUGUGACUGCUGCCAAGGGCCGUGGGUGUGGUGGGCAGGCCCAGCCGUCCUGUAUAGAGUGUAUCAAUAAGGAGUUCCUCACUGUCGCAUGGCCCUCCCCAGAGCAUGCUAAACCCAGGAGUUUGUCUCACUGUUUAUCCAACCACCAGGAAAGGUCCUCCUUUGAAAAGGUAUAUCUCCACUUCUAUCUAGUUGUAUCUAAUCCACCUGUGAAUGGACUGGGAGAGGGGCAUGGUUCCCUGGUGUAUACAAUUGUGACUUCUCAACCACCUGGCACCAUGUUGGACACAUCCUCCAUUCACCCUCCGAUCUGCUGUCAGGCCUGCCCCCAAUGGGAAUAGCCCAUCCCAUCUGUCCCUUCCCCAGGGGCUGUGUGCCCUGAAGGGCUCCACAUAGCCCACAUGUCUCUCAGGCGCCAUAGGUGUGGCAUUCUUGGGGACACAGAGGGCCCAUCUGUAAAGACUGUGCUUCUGUGUGUGGUAUGAUGGUUACAUCUCCCACUUUCUCCUAGCCUGUGUCUGUGCACAGUUCAUAUCUGGAAUGUGUGCACUGCACUCUUGGCUCUUCCUUCCCUUGCUGUGUCUG